AUGCAACUGAAUAUACCUUGCUACUCUGCCGUGGAGCCUCUACAAGACCGUGAGGAUCGUGACGCUGCUCUCGUUCGUAUCACCUCCCUAACUAAACAAUUAUCUCACACUAGCCAGGCAACCUCACGCCUCGUUGGUGAGGCACUCACUUGCCUUUCCAGUCUGGUUGCGAAGGGCCCCAAUGACACUGGCUCUAUUGAUAUUGCAACUACUUUGAAGCGCAACCAGCAUUAUCAGCACAAUUUAUCUGGUUCUUCUUUCCUUAAUCUCACUGGAGGGGGCAACAAUAAUAUCCAAUUUUCACCCAGCAGUGUAAAUGCGGACUUUACUCCACUGGCUGGCUGUCUGUGCGAGGCCCGUGCCGUAGCGCUUGACUCUGCUGGUCUGGCGCGCCGCCUCUGGGCAACUCGGCAAGCAGUUGCUCUAUAUGAUGCUGGCCAGACGAGAGGAGACAAUCGACAACGGUUGCCGAGUCCGCAAGGUGCCGGGUCAAGUGGAGAUGGAGGACGUAAAAGGCGUACAGCUCCCAAUCAUUGGGAUCAAGAUGAAGAGAGGCUUUUUGGUAGGAUUGACUGA
Molecule: messenger RNA, 576 nt
Organism: Protopolystoma xenopodis
Lineage: Eukaryota; Metazoa; Platyhelminthes; Monogenea; Polystomatidea; Polystomatidae
Source: the annotation of a GenBank genome assembly